CUAGUUUGGGAGCCUAUUAGGAGCGGUACGGCUGAGAGACUGGCGGGGCAGGAUACUAUCCGAGGAGGUUGUGUGCAAAAAAAAGGGGAGAAAAGAAACAUUUGGUUUCACGAACAGUACAACCGAACUAGCCUCCGAAUUCACCGUGGAUCUUUCAUGGGUUUCGUAUUUUUAGAAGCGCUACAUCAAACUACCGCUAAGAUUACACAUUUCCCCCAGAUUUCCCCGUCCCGUAAUCAAUAUGUCCAGUAGCCCUAUUAUCAGGGUUCUGGUGGUGCUUUGCAUCGGGACCGCUGUGAACUGUAUGCCGAACAGGAAAAGCAGACGGCAGGCUCAUCAGGGAGAAACCAGAAUUCCUUCGGUAUCAUCCGUCUCUCAAGACGGCUGCAUUGAUAAUGGACAGAUGUAUAACAUUAACGACCAAUGGGAGCGUUCCUAUCUGGGCACGAUGUUGGUCUGCACUUGUCACGGAGUUGCGGGAAUUAAGUGUAAAACAAAACCCGAAGCUGAGGAGACCUGCUAUGAUAAGAUCAACGCCAGGUCUUAUCUGGUUGGUGAGACCUAUGAGAGACCCAAAGAGGGCAUGAUCUGGGAUUGUACAUGCAUUGGCUCUGGCCGGGGGAAAAUCAGCUGCACCAUUGCCAACCGUUGUCAUGAGGGGGGUGAGUCCUAUAAGAUUGGGGACACGUGGAAGAGACCUCAUGACACUGAGAGCUAUAUGCUGGAGUGUGUCUGUCUGGGCAACGGCAAGGGAGAGUGGACCUGUAAACCUGUUGCGGAGCGUUGCUAUGACAACACGGCGGGGACAUCCUACGUGGUGGGUGAAACCUGGGAGAAACCGUACCAGGGCUGGAUGAUCGUAGACUGCACCUGUCUAGGAGAGGGGAGUGGCAGGAUUACCUGUACCUCUAGAAGACACUGA
This is a messenger RNA of Oncorhynchus nerka (sockeye salmon), 922 nucleotides long. It is a transcript of the gene fn1a, whose product is annotated as fibronectin 1a. Gene Ontology annotation, cellular component: extracellular region. The transcript has 6 exons. The record is from RefSeq and is a predicted model, not a curated record. Gene Ontology annotation, biological process: heart development; cell-substrate junction assembly; cell-matrix adhesion. The coding region runs from base 242 to 922 and encodes 226 amino acids. NCBI's taxonomy places the organism in Eukaryota, Metazoa, Chordata, Actinopteri, Salmoniformes, Salmonidae. Gene Ontology annotation, molecular function: integrin binding; proteoglycan binding; extracellular matrix structural constituent.